Aedes albopictus (Asian tiger mosquito) is the source of this 2636-nucleotide messenger RNA. RefSeq names its product putative inorganic phosphate cotransporter. The record is from RefSeq and is a predicted model, not a curated record. Gene Ontology annotation, biological process: transmembrane transport; monoatomic anion transport. The coding region runs from base 643 to 2136 and encodes 497 amino acids. Gene Ontology annotation, molecular function: transmembrane transporter activity. Gene Ontology annotation, cellular component: plasma membrane. The transcript is spliced from 5 exons. Lineage: Eukaryota; Metazoa; Arthropoda; Insecta; Diptera; Culicidae.
UUCGCGAAAAGCUCCGGCCAUCGCCGCAUCAGUAGCAACCGGACGAUUGGUUCACGAAGAGGGGGGUUGGUUCUUGAGCUGAUAAGUGUGUGCAAGACAGGAGAAAAACCCACGUCGCAUGCUGGACGGACAAUCCUCGCGCUCCUCGACCGCUGGGCAGUUAUCGAUACGGCCGGCGCGGGCUCUGCUGCUGACAACCGACGCGACGGACGGCGGCGACAACGAUAUCAUCUCAGGUGCCGAACUCGACGAGCAAUACGUACCUCCUCCUCCGGUUCGCGCUCUCUCUCUAUAAAUGAGCCAGAAGCUUUCCGAGUUCGGUUUAAUUCCCUUGCGAGCGUCUCGGCGGAUAGACGGCGGAUAUUGGCGUUUGCGUUGCGCGUAUGUUCUCAAGUUGUCCGAGUCCGAGUUGGUCGUCGCGCGUUCUCCGAAUCGUCGGGGAGUUUGAACCCCUGAACCUCGGCGCGGAGGUGUGAAGUGUGUGGCUGGGAGUGCAAACUCAAUCAGAAAAGAAGUGCAAAACGACAUUUCCGCUGGUGUGAUUAUCCUUGAGAAGUGAUUAUACGAGCGAUCGGUGUGGCAGAGCAGUUUACGAUCUCUACCUAUCCAUAGACCAAGUGCCGAGGAGCAAGUGCCGCCAAAAUGCUGAGUGGGUGGCAGUUGAAAGUGUCCAAAUUCUUCAUCAUCCCGCAGCGGGUGAUCUUGGCGAUCUUCGGCUUCCUGGCGAUUCUCAAUGCCUACACGAUGCGAAUCUGCCUCUCGAUCGCCAUCACCGAGAUGGUCAACAAGACUACCUCGGUGGAGGAGGACGAGGGAGUGUGCCCGAUCGAGGACAACGCCAACAUGGAGGACUACACCGGCGGUGAGUUCAACUGGGACCAGGAACUGCAGGGCGUGAUUCUGUCCUCGUUCUACUGGGGUUACGUGAUAACGCAUCUACCGGGCGGCAUUCUGGCGGAGAAAUUCGGCGGCAAGUGGACCCUAAGCUUGGGCAUCCUGUCGACGGCGUUCUUUACGUUGAUCACUCCGUGGGCGGUGGGCAUCGGUGGUUCGACGGCCCUGAUCAUCAUCCGAGUGCUGAUGGGUUUGGGCGAGGGUACGACCUUCCCGGCGCUGAGUGCCCUGCUGGCCUCAUGGAUCCCGCUGAAGGAGCGCAGUAAGUUAGGAUCGCUGGUGUUCGGUGGCGGACAGGUUGGCACCAUUUUGGGCAAUUUGAUCUCUGGAUAUUUGCUGCACAGUUUUGACGGCUGGUCAUCGGUGUUUUACUUCUUCGGAGGCUUGGGAGUUGUAUGGUUCAUUCUGUUUACACUUCUCUGCUACAGUGAUCCUCAGUCGCAUCCCUUCAUCAGUGACAAGGAGAAGGACUUCCUCCAGAAGGAACUGGGAGCACUGACUCGAGACAAAACACUUCCUCCGACACCAUGGCGAUAUAUUCUGACGAGCGUACCGAUGAUUGCUCUGGUUUGUGCUCAGAUUGGUCACGACUGGGGCUUCUUCAUCAUGGUGACUGAUUUGCCCAAGUACAUGAGCGACGUGCUGCGGUUUUCGAUCAAGGACAACGGACUGUACUCCUCACUUCCGUAUCUGGUGAUGUGGAUCGUUUCGCUCUCGACCGGAGUGCUGAGCGAUUGGUUGAUCUCGUCCGGAAAGAUGACGAUCACCUUUGGACGGAAACUGUUCACCACUAUUGCCUCAGCCGGUCCUGCCUUCUUCAUCGUCGGUGCAUCGUACGCCGGUUGCGAUCGAGCGCUAGUCGUUGCCCUCUUCACCAUUGCCAUGGGUCUGAUGGGUACCUUCUACCCGGGAAUGAAGGUCAACCCACUGGAUCUGAGUCCCAACUACGCCGGCAGUUUGAUGGCCGUCACUAACGGUAUCGGAGCCAUCACGGGAAUCAUUGCCCCGUACGUGGUCGGCAUCAUGACUCCGAAUCACUCGUUGGAGGAGUGGCGUAUCGUGUUCUGGAUUUCGUUUGCCGUGUUCCACGUGACCAAUUUGGCGUACGUGAUGUGGGCGUCCGGAGAGGUGCAACCCUGGAAUACGCCCCACCUGAUGAACAAAUCGGUGGAGUCUGGGGACGUGAAUCAGGACACCUUCAGUGAGAAGGAGGCUCCGGCUGCCAUCAAAGCAUCUCACUAGAACAAAGCUAGUUCGUUUGCUGUUUAGUAGUUGUUAUGAAUCCUGUAAUUUAUUCUACCAUAGUCUUAGUAGCUGGAAGAUUAUGCAAUCGGGCAGCACCAAGUGCUGUGAUUUACUAGCCCAGUGGCGUUUCAAGUGAUGGACGUUUGGCUGGAACUUUAUAUUGGCCUGAUUUUAUAGCAUACAGUGUGGAUAGUCCUCGCUGUAUGAAGAAACGUCCGAACCAGUUAAUGAUUAAUGAAUGUUGAGCAGCAAUUCAAAAACGAUCGAACGAUGAAAGUCACUAUUAGUUUGUACCUUUUAGUUAGGAUUUUUCCAUUGUACAUAGAGCCUGUCUUCAGGUGAAGUAUUACGAAUUUAUGAGAACAAACACUAGCGUAGAUCCGGAUCGCCAUCUAACAUGAGGUCAACCAUUCAAUCUACUAUGUCCGAUGAGAUACAUUUUGAGUCUUAAACAAAUUUUGAACAAAACUGUUAUCAUUCUAAGCGUUACAGCUGAA